GCGCCCCCGCCCGGCUCUCCAGGUUCACUCUCGGUCUCUCACUCCGUGAGACACAGACGGCAGCUUUCCGAGCGAGCGGGGGACAGGCUGAGGCGGCGCCAGCACAACUGCGCCGCUCGCCCCGAGAGGACCUGGGCGCCGGGAGUGAAGGCAAAGCCCGGAGUCUCAUCCCCUCUCUCCCCGGGCUCUACUGAGCCGACCGGCAGCUCGGCGGCCGCGCACGGCCCCCUUUGCGGCCACUUCGCGGGGUGUGCCAGGACUUGGGGAGCGGCUCGGGAAGAGCCGGGGCGGGAGAAGGCGGCGGCGGAGAAAGGGGGCGCGCACCAGGACGGGAGAGGAGUGAGUGGCGGGCUGGGCGGCGGCGGCGGCCGUAGCUGCGGGUACCUCCCGGCCUCGCCGCCUCGCAGGCAGCACCGCCUCCCGGGCCGCGGCCGCCCGGCCGGGUCCUCUGCGCGUUCCCGGGCCCCGAGCCGGCGCACGAUGCGCCCGGCUGGGUUCUGAUCACCGCCGCGCCGCCGCCUCCGCCGCGAUGAUCCCCCCCGAGCCGCCGCAGCAGCAGCUGCAGCCGCCGCCGCCGGCCCCGCCGAACCAUGUGGUGACCACCAUCGAGAACCUGCCGGCCGAGGGCAGCGGCGGCGGCGGCAGCCUGUCCGCCUCCUCCCGGGCUGGCGUACGCCAGAGGAUCCGCAAAGUGCUGAACAGGGAGAUGUUAAUCUCUGUGGCUCUGGGCCAGGUGUUAUCCCUUCUUAUUUGUGGAAUUGGCUUGACCAGCAAGUACCUGUCAGAAGAUUUCCAUGCCAAUACACCAGUCUUCCAGAGUUUCCUCAAUUACAUCCUUCUCUUCUUGGUCUAUACCACCACACUAGCUGUCAGACAAGGAGAAGAAAACCUCCUGGCAAUUUUACGACGAAGAUGGUGGAAAUAUAUGAUCCUGGGACUCAUCGACCUGGAAGCAAAUUAUCUGGUGGUCAAGGCUUACCAGUACACGACUCUGACCAGUAUUCAGCUCUUGGACUGCUUUGUGAUCCCGGUGGUGAUUUUGCUCUCCUGGUUCUUCCUGCUGAUUCGGUACAAGGCUGUGCAUUUCCUCGGCAUCGUGGUCUGCAUCCUGGGAAUGGGCUGCAUGGCAGGAGCGGAUGUCCUCGUGGGAAGGCAUCAGGGAGCAGGGGAAAAUAAGCUGGUAGGGGACCUUCUGGUCUUAGGAGGAGCCACGUUAUACGGUAUUUCCAACGUCUGGGAAGAAUACAUCAUCCGAACCCUGAGUCGAGUGGAAUUUCUGGGGAUGAUUGGACUCUUUGGGGCUUUUUUCAGCGGAAUUCAAUUAGCCAUAAUGGAGCACAAGGAGCUGUUAAAGGUGCCCUGGGAUUGGCAAAUAGGACUGCUCUACGUCGGCUUUAGCGCCUGCAUGUUUGGCCUCUACAGCUUCAUGCCAGUCGUCAUAAAGAAGACCAGUGCCACUUCGGUCAACCUCUCCCUGCUCACAGCAGAUUUGUACAGCCUGUUCUGCGGACUGUUUCUCUUCCACUACAAGUUUUCAGGGCUUUAUCUCCUGUCUUUCUUCACCAUCCUCAUCGGGCUGGUGCUCUACUCCUCCACCUCCACAUACAUAGCCCAGGACCCCCGAGUGUACAAGCAGUUCCGCAAUCCUUCGGGCCCCGUCGUGGACUUACCGGCCACAGGUCAGGUGGAGCCCUCGGUCACCUACACCAGCCUGGGCCAGGAGACCGAAGAGGAGCCCCACGUGCGUGUGGCCUAGGACAAGGCCCCCCCUGCCCACUGAAGUCACCUCCGUGGCCACGUUGUUCGCCCUUCAUCUCUGUAUUGUACAUAGAGAAAGGUAUUUAUUAGGUGUGUGUACACAGGUGGACUGCAAGGUAGCAAACCUGAAAGCCUGUGAGAGGCACAAGCUAACCAUCCCUGGAGACACGGGCUCCAACCCACCUGACUUAGCAAGACGCCUAGCUAGUGUGUAUCCUGAUCGCGACCCUCCUGCAUUAAUUACUGUGAAAACUUUUGAAUUAAAAGCAAGUAUUGUUAUUAUUUGUAUUAUUAUUGUUACUGUUAUUACACUAACUUUCAGGAGGUUGUUUUGUACUCCUGACAAGAACUAUCGCCAGACCCACGUGUAGUUAACAAAAGUACCCCUUUUCUAUGGCAAGUCACUUUUUAAGAAUCAUACUUUAUUUUUUUGCACAGUCUAUAUGAGCGCUGCGUGCCACAGGAGCUCCACCCCUGAGAAGUUUCCUUAGCCUAGGGACCCGGUGGCUGAUGGUUUCCUCUGUUACCUGUUGGAUUGCCUGCUUGAUAAGAAUUUUGUGCUGGGACCCUUGUGGGGAGGGGCAACUGACCAUAUAAUUCUCUAUUCUAGGAAUAGAUAUAAAACACUUGAGCCUUUUUAUAUUUCCAUCUCUGAUUACUCUGGGCCAUUGCCUUUUUGUUGUACCACAUAAUUCUGCUAACGAAGUCCCUGUAAUAAUAGGAUAAGGAAUGCUCCAUUUCUGAGGCUCAUAGAAAACCCCAGAAAUAAUAAUAUCAUGUGCAUUUAGAGUUAUAUAUAUAUAUAUAUAUAUAUAUAUAUAUAUAUAUAUAUAAAAUCUUUCUGCCCCUCCCUAUACCCUCUCUUCCAAAAAUGUAUUUGAUUUUACCUUUAAUUCCUAGACUUCUUUAGUGACACUAUGGAAAUUAUUCAAGUCAUUGGAAGAAGCCAUGGCCCCUGCUCUCUUAAAUUGUGUGACACCCUUUUUAAGCUCCACCAGCAUGGACAUCACCCUCAUUGUGGGGUUUCAUCGGUUGCGUGGCCUCCCAACAAAGUCAAGGUGCUGAUGUGGAGCAGUCUGUGACAAUGGCUGGAUUGAUCUGACCACUGGUAGUGAAAAAGAUGGCGUGGAUGAAAAGCAUGGCCUCCUGGUCGUAUUCGGCAUCCCUUCAACCGCAGAAUAUAUCAACGCCAUAUUCUUAGGGAUACAGAGAACAUCACAGGAUCCUGAUAAGGCUUUGAGGGAUAUCUUACUAGUGUGUUGCCCUUAAAGUAACUAUUUUUUUCAAACACACACACACACACAUACAAAAUCAAGAAGCACCACAGACCUCUACGAUUUGGAAUAAAUUUUAUGUGUCAGUAUGUGAAAUAGUCUUUAAGUUUGGCUGGUUUCAAUACCAUGCAAAAAAAUCCGCGAUGGAAUACAGGGAUUGUAAAG
Molecule: messenger RNA, 3197 nt
Organism: Lutra lutra (Eurasian river otter)
Lineage: Eukaryota; Metazoa; Chordata; Mammalia; Carnivora; Mustelidae
Gene: SLC35F1
Product: solute carrier family 35 member F1
Exons: 8
Coding region: 530-1756 (408 amino acids)
Biological process (GO): transmembrane transport
Cellular component (GO): membrane
Molecular function (GO): transmembrane transporter activity
Source: RefSeq, a predicted model, not a curated record